Molecule: messenger RNA, 1530 nt
Organism: Papaver somniferum (opium poppy)
Lineage: Eukaryota; Viridiplantae; Streptophyta; Magnoliopsida; Ranunculales; Papaveraceae
Exons: 3
Coding region: 1-1530 (509 amino acids)
Source: RefSeq, a predicted model, not a curated record
AUGAGGAUGUUCGUUGAUACCUUUAGGGAACAUUGGAAGAGGUUUGGAUGUUCUAUCAUGUCAGAUGGUUGUACGGAUGGGAAAAAGAGACAUCUUAUUAACUUUUUGGUGAAUUGUCCUAAAGGUUCAGUAUUUUUGAAGUAUGUGGAUGCCUCAGGUAGAACCAAUGAUGCUGAUUUCAUUCGUAAGCUUGUAAAGGAGGUAAUUGCUGAUGUUGGUGCAGAAAAUGUGGUUCAGUUCAUUACUGAUAAUGGUUCUAACUUCAAAAAGGCGGGGAAGGACUUAAUGCUUGAAUACCCACAUAUAUUUUGGACUCCUUGUGGUGCUCAUUGUGUUCAGUUGAUGCUAGAAGAACUUGGUUCCAAGCUUCCAAGAAUCAAGACAGCCGUCAUACUAGGUAAGAGACUAGUUACAUAUAUUUAUGCUCAUUUUCAAGUAUUGAGCUUAAUGAGGGAGUUGACUGGUGCAGACUUACAUAGGUCUACAAAAACUAGAUUUGCAACUCAAUAUUACACACUAGAGAGUCUUCAAAAGUAUAAAACUCCUCUGCAAAUGGUGUUUGUGAAUGAUAGGUGGGUAAAAACUAGGUUUGCAAGAGAAAAUGUGGGAGUAAAUGCACUUAAAAUUGUUACAAGUAUCAAAUUUUGGGAAGAUGUUGAUUACUCUUGUAGGGUGUUAAAUCCUUUAGUUAAGGUAGUAAGAUUAGUGGAUAUAGAACGCAAACCUACAAUGCCUUCUUUUUAUGAGGCAAUGAGAAUAGCAAGGGAUCAACUUGAGAAGAAUUUGGGUGAAGAUAAUGAUACUUGGGUUAUAAAUAAGGUUGUUUUUGAUAAGAGAUGGAAGAAUAACUUUAAUCAUCCUCUACAUUGUGCGUCUUAUUAUCUAAAUCCUUCCAUAUUCUAUAAGAUUCCAUCUCAUUUGAUGGAUAAUGGUCCAAAGUACAUAGAAAUCAAAAGGGGACUUCAUACAGCUAUGGAAAAGCUUAUAACCAAUGAAGAUGAACUUGAGAUGGCAACAACUGAAUUGAGAAUGUACAGCGAUACUUAUGGAAUCCUAGGAAAUGAUUGGUGGAUUACAUAUGGAGGAAUCGAUGUCCCAAACCUACAAAAAUUUGCAAUCAGGGUAUUGAGUCUUACUUCUUCUGCUUCCCCAUGUGAGCGAAACUGGAGCACAUUUCAAAAUCGUCGUUAUAAAGAAAUUGCAGAAUAUAAUGAUGAUGGGAAAGCUCGUGACCCUAUUUUUCUUGAUGAGCAUGAUGAAAAUGAUGAAUGGUUGGAUCCACAGAACUUACAUGACUUGGCUGUAGAAGGUGAUAACGUAACUUUGGAUGAUUUGCAAGAUAUUCUUGGCGAAGAAAGUCGUCCAGUUGAUAGUAGAGGUGCAUGUAGCUCUCGAAGCAAGUCUACUUACCCAACCGAUUCUGAAUAUGAUGGCUAUGAUACUGAUCAAUUGAUGUUAGACACUGAUAAUGGACUACUUGAUGGAGCUAAUGGAUCUACUGAAGAUGAUGAUAUCUAUUAUUUAGAAUAA